Messenger RNA from Camellia sinensis, 1320 nucleotides. Lineage: Eukaryota; Viridiplantae; Streptophyta; Magnoliopsida; Ericales; Theaceae. The record is from RefSeq and is a predicted model, not a curated record.
AUGGAAAAUUUUGGCACAUCAAGACAUGGAACUACUAGCAGAAAUGGCGAUGCUUCAAUUGAUGUGGAGGUCCUAGUGAAAUCUAUCAAGGAGAAGUUAGCUAAGUUAUCUUGCCCAUCCCCUGAUUGUUGUAUAUAUAAAGUUCACAACAAAUUUCGGAACAUCAAUGAAGAGGCUUAUACUCCUUUCAGAGUCUCAAUUGGGCCGCUUCACCAUGGCAAAGAAGGCCUAGAAGACAUGGAAGACCACAAGUGGAGGUACUUCAACUAUUUCAUGCAGCGGAGUCAAAAGAGCUUGGAGGAAUUGGUCAAGUUCAUGGGGGGAAAUGAAGAACGAAUCCGCGGAUAUUAUGCAGAAACAAUCAGCCUCAACAGUAACAAAUUUUUGGAAAUUAUUCUUGUGGAUGCUGCAUUUAUCAUUGAAGUCCUAUUGAGGUACUGGUUUGAUGAUUUAAUAACUCCAAAUGAUCGGAUAUUUAGGAAACCGUGGAUGAUUAAUGAUAUAAGCCAAGACUUGUUAUUGCUUGAAAAUCAACUUCCGUUUUUUGUAAUCCAAGAUCUUUUCGAAAUGACCAAUAUAAACUUGGUCUUUAACGAAAAUGAGACCUUCUCCUACCCCUUUGUUUGUCUCACCCUUCAUUGGUUUCUUAAUUCAAACAAAAUACAAGAACGUCCAGUUCUACAGGAUAUUAACCCCUUAGAAGUAAAACAUUUUCUUGAUUUGCUAAGAAGUUGUCUCGUACCAAGAAAAAGUUUGCGACAUACUAAAGGGAAAUUUGAAUUUAUACCAAGUGCAACAGAGCUUCAUGAAGCUGGAGUGAAGUUUAAGGUAAGUUCAAGCAAAAGUUUAUUUGACAUAAAAUUUAGCGGCAAUGUUUUGGAAAUCCCACAGAAAAAAAUAAAUGAUUCGACAGAACGUUUGCUACGAAACAUUAUUGCCUAUGAGCAAUGUCAUUGUAAAGUUAAGUUUGUGACUGAUUACACCGUGAUUUUGGUUUACCUUAUCAACACUUCCAAGGAUGUCGAGUUACUUGUUAAAGCCAAAGUUGUUGAGAACUGGCUAAGUGACAACAAUGAUGUGUCAAAUCUCUUUAACAGACUUGGCAAAGAAGUUAUCUUGGACACUAAUGCAUAUUAUUUUACUAAACUUCAUAAAGAGUUAAAUGACUACUAUAAAAUUCGUGGCCACAAGUGGAAGGCAACCUUGAGGCAUAACUACUGCAAUACUCCCUGGCAGGUCUUAUCUAUUUUUGUGGCUGCUAUUCUCCUUGGACUCACCUUCAUACAAUCAUUAUGUUCUCUAGUAUCUUGUAAUAAGUGA